Arachis ipaensis is the source of this 656-nucleotide messenger RNA. The record is from RefSeq and is a predicted model, not a curated record. NCBI's taxonomy places the organism in Eukaryota, Viridiplantae, Streptophyta, Magnoliopsida, Fabales, Fabaceae.
UUGUGAUUUUUAGAACUAUGGAUAUCAUGAAGCUUCAAAGAUUGCCUCCACCUAAGAAUCUUUCAAGGAUGAACACCUCGAGAUUUGGUGACAGACCGCUCUGGUUUAAACCCUUCACUGUUGUCAAAGUUGGAGAACAGAGCUUUGGGUCAGGCUUGGUUAUGGAUGACACACUUGCUAAGAAGAAAAGAGAGCUUUACCAGGCAGUGGAAGGAAUCAACAGGGGAAUUUUUGGACUCCCAUCUGCCAAGAAAUUUGAAAUUGAGAGUUUGGACUUGAGGGCCUUGAAUGCCAUAUGGGUUUCACCUCUCUCUGGCAAACAAGUCCCAAAGCUGAACCCUUUCUCUCUUCUCACUUCUUCAGCUACAGAAAUGGUAGAAGACGUGUGUUUCUUUCACAAAGUACAAUCUUCACUAAUUCCACCUUCUAUUUUUACUAUCACUAACAAUGUGCUGCUUUUUUUCUUUGCUAUUUGGCCUAUGUUUUCUGUUGUUAUGUUAUGUUCUAUUUAACUUCGAAUCUUUAUGCUUAAAUUUGGGUGCUUUUUCGACUCGAUGAACUUGGGGAAGAGAUAGUGAAAGGGGGUUCCUUUUUCAGUUCGGGGAAGAAUUAAGUCAUACUUUUAUUGGAUUAAAGUUGAAUCCUUUGCGUGUUUA